Messenger RNA from Penicillium bovifimosum, 744 nucleotides. RefSeq names its product mitochondrial 37S ribosomal protein mS41. Gene Ontology annotation, cellular component: mitochondrion. Lineage: Eukaryota; Fungi; Ascomycota; Eurotiomycetes; Eurotiales; Aspergillaceae. The record is from RefSeq and is a predicted model, not a curated record. The transcript has a single exon. The coding region runs from base 1 to 744 and encodes 247 amino acids.
AUGAGCGUCAUGGCAAUGCGCAAUUCACCGCUGGGCAGCUUCUCUUCACGCCUGUUCAAGGCUGUCUCCAUCUCCAACUCAUGCAUUCGAUCACUCCACAAGAACGCGCCCCGGCCGGUGCCAUCUCCGACCCCUUUCGUUCCCGACGUCCCGACAUUCCUCACACUGAUCGGCCGCGAAAUGUCGAAGCAAGCAAGCAAAAUCCCCUCAUGGGAGGAGUUAUUCACCUGGAGCUCUGAUCAGCUCCGCCAAGCUGGCAUUGAACCCGCCCGCCAGCGACGGUAUCUGAUCCGGAAGCGCGAGAAGUUCAGAAAUGGGCUGUACGGGCCCGGGGGCGACCUACACACCGUGGUUGAUGGUGUGGCACAAUUGCGGGUUGUCGAAGUGCCUCUGAGUGCCAAGGGUCUGGGACAGCAAGGCGCACAGGCCGGUGUCCAGACUUCUUCCGCUACACUGUCACCUGGCAUGGUGAAGGCCCUGGUCAACCUGGCGCCUGAUGCUACUGGAUAUCACUACAGCAAGAAAGAAGUGAUCAAGCAAUUUGCACACAUGAAGGUUCACCGUGGCUCUCUCCCAAUGGGACCGUAUCUGCAGCCUUUGAAGGGCAGCAAUGGUACCGCGGCUCUUAUCUCGAUCCAGGAGGGCAUGUGGGAGGACAAGCGGGGCCACAAGGUUGAUGGCGGUGAACGCCGACGUCGGGAGGUCCAGAACCAGAAGAGGCUGGAUGAGAGAAAGAAGGCGUAA